AUGCUCGCUAAGUCUGCCGAAAAAUUAUCUAGACAUGAUGUUUCGUCAGAUUUAUCAAAUCGUCAUUUGCUUAUUCUUUAUGGGAGCCAGACAGGCUGCGCCCAAGAUGUUGCGGAAAGAAUUUCUAGGCAAGCACGAAGACGUCAUUUCAAAGUUAGAAUUAGUUCAAUGGACGAUUAUGAGAGGGCAAAUUUGAUAAAUGAGAGUUUGGUUAUUUUCAUUUGCUCAACAACAGGCCAAGGUGACGAGCCUAGUAAUAUGAGAAAAUUCUGGAAAUAUUUAUUGAGGAAAAACCUUCCAAAUGAUAUUUUAAAUCAAAUGAAAUUUGCAGUUUUUGGUCUUGGAGAUUCUUCAUACGUAAGAUAUAAUUGGCCUGCGAAAAAGCUUUUUAAGCGUCUUUUGCAAUUGGGUGCUCAGAGCAUACUUCCACGCGGGGAUGGAGAUGAUCAACAUUAUCUUGGUAUAGAUGGCGCCCUUGAUCCAUGGUUAAAAAAAUUAUGGGAAAUCAUAAUGGAAAAUUAUCCAUUAGCGCCGAAUCUAGAAGUUUUAUUUCGCGUCGAAUUUGUUGGUCAGAAAUUUGAAGAAAACAAAGAAAAAAUCAAUAUUCGUGAAAUUUAUGCACGAUUGGUUAAGAACGAGCGUGUAACAGCGCAUGAUCAUUUCCAAGACGUUCGUCAUAUAGAAUUAGAUAUUGGUGAUACUGAACUAAAAUACGAUCCUGGUGAUGUUGCUGUCAUCCGUCCAAAAAACUUGCCGGAAGAUGUGGAUGAAUUUAUCAAGUUGAUGAAUUGGUCAGAUGUAGCAGAUGAUACUUUUAUUCUUGUGCCAAAUGAUGAAGAUUAUAAAAUACCUUCUCAUUGGGAGUCGCCAUUGACGCUGAGAAAAUUGUUUAAAGACUAUUUGGAUAUCUUUAGUACACCUCGCCGAUCAUUUUUUGAAUUUUUAAAAUUUUUUGUUACAAACGAAGACCAUAUUGAAAAACUAAAAGAAUUUUGUUCUGCAGAAGGCCAAGAUGACCUGUAUGCGUAUAACCAGCGUGUUCGGCGUACGAUUGCUGAAGUUCUUCAGGAUUUUUCUUCAGCCGAAAUUCCUUUAAAAUAUAUAGUUGACAUGUUUCCGGAAAUACAGCCUCGACAAUUUUCGAUAUCUUCUUCUUCGAAAGUUCAUCAGGGACAAAUUCAUUUAACUGUGGCUAUAGUAAAAUAUAAAACUAAAUUGCAAAAAGCAAGAGAAGGGGUUUGUACUAAAUGGCUAUCGGGAUUGAUUCCAGACGAAUGUUUUAUUCCAAUCACAAUAUCACGAGGAACUAUGACAUUACCAACUUCAACCUCUACCCCAAUAAUUCUCAUUGGACCAGGAACCGGAGUUUCAGUUAUGCGCGCUUUCUUGGAGGAACGCAUAUUUGAAGGUGCUACAGAGAACUAUUUGUUUUUUGGAUGUAGAAAUAAGGAUAAAGAUUACUAUUACGAAGAUCAGUGGAAGCAAUACAUUGAUGCGGGACAAUUAAAAGUGUUUGCAGCUUUUUCCAGAGAUCAGGACAAAAAAGUAUAUGUUCAAGACAUUCUAAAAGAAAAUGCACAAUUGGUAUGGGAUAUUGUGCAUGAGAGAGAGGGAUAUAUAUAUGUCUCCGGGAGGUCUGAUAAAAUGCCCACAAGUGUUAUGGAUGCUUUCAAAUAUAUUUUUGUAUCUGAAGGUGGGAUGAGUGAAGAGGAUGCAGAGAAAUAUAUAAAAAUGCUAGAAAUGACUAGAAAAUACCAACAAGAAGUCUGGUGA
This is a messenger RNA of Racocetra persica, 1773 nucleotides long. The record is from the annotation of a GenBank genome assembly. NCBI's taxonomy places the organism in Eukaryota, Fungi, Glomeromycota, Glomeromycetes, Diversisporales, Gigasporaceae.